UUUUAUCUAACUGGUACCAGAAUAACGGUUAAACUUUUUGUGCAUCGCUCUAUCCAAAUAACGUGGUACCAACAAGUGACAAGUUGGCAAAAUUUGUAAACAACAGCAACGCACAACCAAAAUCGUUUAUAUCAUAUAUGAUUUGGUUACCGUAUCACUUUUCAUAAUAACUCAAAGGCAAGAUACAUGUAGUUCUGUGACAACCCUUCUUCUUAAAUAGGAUUGAAAUGUAUUGUGACGGCUGAAAUGGAUAAGAAAGGGUAUGAUUUACGACAAAGAAAGAACCCUCCCACCAAAAUCCAACAUCCCUCCAUUAAAAAAUCUGUAACACACAAAAGACCAAAGAUGGAAGUUGAUUUAGGAACAAUUCAAAUGAAAGAUAUUUUAAAGCAAGAAAAUGGAACAGUUAAUGCAGGCUAUUCUGAUGAGGAUGAAGAGAACACACUAUUUGAUCAGACACCACUGUUAUCUCGAGAUGAAAUCUGUGCCUCCCCAGAUAUAUUAAUUGAAGAAGACAACAGGGAGGUCAAAGUUGACGAGAGCUGGUGGACAAUUGGUCUUCAAGUCUUCUUUCCAUUCAUUAUAGCAGGAUUUGGUACUGUUGGUGCUGGCAUGGUGCUAGAUAUAGUUCAGCAUUGGGAUGUAUAUACAAAAGUUUCUGAGAUAUUUAUUUUAGUUCCUUCUCUACUUGGUUUAAAAGGCAACUUGGAAAUGACAUUAGCAUCCCGACUAUCUACGCAGGCACACAUGGGUAAUAUGGACAAACCUGGAGAGAAAUGGAAAAUGAUAGGUGGUAAUAUGGCUCUUGUACAGGCACAGGCAAUAGUUGUAGGAUUUUUAGCAUCACUGGUUGCAAUGGUGAUGGGAUGGAUACCAGAUGGUGAAUUUAAUUUACACCAUGCCCUGCUGCUAUGUGCCAGUAGUAUGCUUACAGCAGCUGUAGCUAGCUUUGUAUUAGGUGCUGUGAUGGUUAUUGUUGUUUUGCUUUCUAGGAGAUUUCAUAUAAACCCAGACAAUGUGGCUACACCUAUUGCUGCUAGUCUUGGGGACUUAACUACGCUGUCGUUACUUUCAGGUGUUAGUUCUUUUUUAUUUAAUGCAAUAGGUAAACAACAUUGGUUGGCACCAUCAAUAAUAGUUUUAUUUCUAGCUUUAGCACCAAUAUGGAUAUAUAUAUCAUUAAAAAAUAAAUAUUCUAAUGAAGCAAUACGAGAAGGGUGGACUCCAGUUUUGAGCGCAAUGGUGAUAAGUAGUGUAGGUGGUUUGAUAUUAGAUUUUACUGUAGGGAAUUAUCAUGGUAUUGCAGUUUUUCAGCCUGUGAUAAAUGGGGUGGGAGGAAAUUUAGUCGCUGUUCAAGCUAGUCGUAUUACUACACUUUUACAUUUACAAAAGAGAAAAGGAAUAGUGGAGGAUGUGAAAGGUUGUCCAAAUGUAUUUGGAACAUUUUGUAAAUCAAAUGUAACAGCAAAAGCUACAAGAGUGUUAUUAGCAUUAGUCAUACCAGGGCAUUUAAUAUUUAUGUAUACUAUAGCUUACAUGAAAGCAGGUCACACAUCAAUUACCUGGACAUUUGCAUCCUUUUAUCUCACAGCAGCUUUUCUACAGGUGAUUAUUCUGUUGUUUUUGGCAAACUGGAUGGUCCAUCUGAUAUGGCGACUGGGUGAUGAUCCAGACAACGUAGCUAUACCAUACCUUACAGCUAUCGGGGAUUUAUUAGGAACUUCAUUCCUAGCUGUGGCUUUCCAUUUAUUGUAUUUGAUUGGAGACAAAGACGCAGAUGUUGGCGAAUAAAUCAUAUUAAUUAUUAAUCAUUAAGUAUUGAUUGUGUGUCCACACUUUGCUUAUGAUAAUCUGACAGUACUCUUUUUCUUCAAUGUUUUAUGGAUACUCAAAUUUGUUGUAAUGUAGGCACACAUUUCAUUGGUUUACGUGACAAUUAUCAAAACAGUAUAUAUAACAAAGUGUCAUCAGAUUUUUAUAAGAUGAGUGUGGACACUCAGAUGGACUAAAUAUCAAUAGAAUGGCAACAUGAACAUUUUAAAAUAAAUAUAUAUGAUUGGUCAAAUGUGAUAUUUAAAGGUCAUAUGCAAUGUACAAUUACAAAAAGUCAAUUUUAAUAGUAUUUAUUAUUAGAUAAACAUCACAAGAAAUAUAAUACCUCAGAUAUUAUAUAACAGCCACAACUAUUGGGUGACUCAGUCACCAGCUAGUCUUCCUUUAAAAUGAGGUCAUGAAAAUUUGACCCUGUGGUACAAUGAAGUGUUGUUAUCUUUUGUUUUAAACCUGUUUUUGUUUAUUAUUUUGUAAUAUAUGUAAAUGUUGAUUUGAAAGAUGCUUUGUAAAAGCAUUUAUAUUAUGUUAAAUAGUUUAUAAUUGACCCAAACAUAUUGAGAUUUAACAUUUAAGUCUUUGUUACACAUUAAUUCUCUCUAUUUUGAAGAUUUGAUUUUAAGAAGAAAUAUAGUCCUUUAUACUGCACUUGUUCUAUUUGAGCAGUAAAAAUGCGUUGACCCUAUAUUUCUAUGUCAUAUACAGUCACUGACCUGAUAUCACUUUUCCUCAUGAAUAUUUAAAUAGAAAUUGUCGAAAUUAUAUUUGAUUAUUCAUACGACCUCUUCAACCUGUUCUUGUUUCCAAUGUAAACAACGAUGCGUUUAACGACUCAAACUUGUUUCUUUUACAUUUUUUUGGGGAAACAUAUUUCACUUAUUAUUAUUUUUUGUUUGCAACUUAUAAAUCAUUAUGUUUUAUGUUAAUUGUUGAUAUUUUAGUCUGUAAACAAACGAAUUCGUUCAACAUUGAUUCCGGUUUCAGUCAACAGGUAAUGAAUACAGAUGUACAUUUCAUCGUGUUGUAUAUUUCUCCGCCUGUGUGAUAUGAGGCCUUUUUAAAGGGAUAUUUUUCCAAUAUUUAUAUCAAAUAAAUAACAUUAACACACUGAACAACAAAAGAAAAUGUUUUUUUUAGAUUGCAGUAUAAAGACAAUAAUAGUGCAUUGACUAUUAUUGUCUAUUUAUAUCAAAAGUUCUUUAGAAUAGAAACUAACAUAAUAUGUUUCCAUGUUUAAUACCAUUUAACAAACUCCAGAAUUUUUUUUCAGUAUAUUUAUUAUUUUGAACAUUGCACUAUUAUUGCAUUAUUCAAGGAACAUAAGUUCUGUAUUUGAAACAGUCAAUUCACUACUUUGAUGCAGAAAACUCUUUGAACUGAUCAUUUAUUCUGCAACUGAACUUCUAGUGAUUUUUUUUUUUUUUUUGAUUUUUUAUGUAGAUGAAAUAUGUUAAAUCAAUUAACUGAUAUUGAAUCCAAAUUGCCUUUCAUUUCCUAUAUAAAUUUUCUGAAUGAUUUUGUAACGAAAUUUAAAGGGAUCUGUUUUAUAUUCACUUCAUUCUGAAAAGCUAAAAUGUAGCAAUGUUUAAAAAAAAUUUAAGACUGUACAUUGAUUGUACCACCAUUUGUAAGUAUUGUUAUCAAAACAUAAAUAUUUUCCUGAAAAUUUCAAACUACAGAUGGCAAAUUUAUUUGUACUGUGCUAAUAUUAACCUGUGAAUAACUGUGCAGAUUUUGACAAACUUACUUUAGUUUUGUGAAGAUAAAUGAAUGGUUUGUUGCAAACUGAUAGAUAAAAUUUAGUCAGUUUUGUCUAUUAUAUUUAUGUAGUUUCCAAUGUCCAUAUCUUUGUAACAGAUAGAAAUACUAACUCGAAAUUUUGAAACUACUGCAUCCAUAAUCAAGAUGAACAAAAGUUUUUGGCACAUUGACCUUAAACCCCAAGAUCUCACAUUUUCACAGGUUUGGUCUGUUUGACAUGGUUUUGUUUUUGCUUUUAUUUUGUAAAUUUUAUACUAUUUUAAUAAAUAUAGCAUUCAAUAUUCCAAAUAGACAUUUACAUAAAAAUCUUUAAUGAUUAACAGUUAAAAAAAUAUAUGACCCAGAUUUAGUGGAUCAAUAACAUAGAAAUGAAAUAGUUUGAAUGCAAUGUAUUAUUGUUGUGAUGAUGACUACACAAGAUUGAAGUUCAAAAGUCAUGCAUAUUAAUUGGCUGUUUCAGAAUCUAAAGCAUCAUGGGUAAUUGUACCCCAAAGUGAAAAUAACAUUACGUCAUUGGUUGAAUUUCCAUUGUUUAUUGCGUUUUAAACCAAUCAAAACGCUUUGGUGUACGCUUUUGAAAAUAUUACCCAGGAUGCGUUAGAUUCUGAAACAGCAUAUUGGGACUGUGUUUAAAUGAUAUUAGGGUUAAUAUUAUAACUUAAACUUUUGUACAUAUAUUUUAAUAUAGGGAUAUUUGUUUGCUCCACACAUUGUUUAAAACAUAAUCUGUGUCAGAGAAAUGUUUAAAUCAAAGAAGUCAGUGUUCUUUAUUUUGUGAUACUCAUUGAUAAUUGACACCUGUUUCCAUGACAACUAGUUGUUUGUUAUGAUAAAGUAUUUAUUUAUUAAAAAAUUUACCUGA
This is a messenger RNA of Mytilus trossulus (common blue mussel), 4453 nucleotides long. RefSeq names its product solute carrier family 41 member 1-like. Lineage: Eukaryota; Metazoa; Mollusca; Bivalvia; Mytilida; Mytilidae. The record is from RefSeq and is a predicted model, not a curated record. Gene Ontology annotation, cellular component: plasma membrane. Gene Ontology annotation, molecular function: monoatomic cation transmembrane transporter activity. The transcript is spliced from 11 exons. Bases 247 to 1791 code for a protein of 514 amino acids. Gene Ontology annotation, biological process: monoatomic cation transport.